AUGUCCGACCUGGGUCUGGUGGAAAUCGACUCGCUGGAGGCCCUCGUCAUCGUCGACAAUGAGCUCGAUCCCAUGUCCAGCCCGGCCCCGGACACGGUGCAGGUGUCUGGGCUUAUGCCCAGUCUGGCCACGCAUACCGUAGACCGGGGCGGUGCUCAAAGGGAAUUGAAGAUGGAUCAUAUCUGUUGUUCUGCUCAUGGGUUGUCUAUUCUGGUGACAGCGACCAAAGACAACGUGAAGCAUUCCAUCCUCUUCGAUGCAGGCCCCGAAGAGGAUAUAUGGGAGCGCAAUGCAAGACGGCUACAUCCGGAUCUCUCGUCCGUCGAGCUCAUCCAGCUCUCGCACUGGCAUCGGGAUCAUUCAGGUGGUCUUCUUCGCGCUAUUCGUCUGAUCAACGAGGCAAAAGCAAAAGCAGCCAAAACAACAAACACCAACACCAAUCUUACAGUCGAUCUUCAUCCCGAUCGACCUGAGUAUCGAGGCUUUUGCUUCGGUUGCAAGAUCAUAUCCCUGGAAGCUGACCCGUCGUUCGAGGAGAUCGAACGCGCAGGCGCCGUGGUCGACAGACACGCGGACGCCCACACGGUCCUGGACGAUAUGUUCCUGAUAUCCGGGAUGAUUCCCCGGGUUACCCCGUAUGAGACGGGGCUGAAGGGUGCAGUACGCUAUGACAGCAGCACAAACGACUGGCUUUCCGAUGAGCUGAUUAGGGACGAGCGACUUCUCAUGUGCAAUCUCAAGGGGAAAGGAAUCAUCGUUUUCACAGGCUGCAGCCAUGCAGGCGUUGUCAAUGCUUGCAAGCAUGCUGUCAACUUGCUGCAUGGUUCCGUACCUCUGCAUGCUGUCGUCGGUGGGUACCAUCUAGCUACUGAUGACCAGCAACAUGUGAAAAGAACUGUAGAGGACCUCAAGCGUCUGGAUCCGGCUGUUCUCCUUCCAGGGCAUUGUACCGGCUGGCGGGCUAAGUUUGCCAUAGAGAAUACCAUGCCUGGGACUCUGGUGCCCUGCACCGUGGGCAUUAAAAUCACAUUCUAG
Molecule: messenger RNA, 1035 nt
Organism: Monascus purpureus
Lineage: Eukaryota; Fungi; Ascomycota; Eurotiomycetes; Eurotiales; Aspergillaceae
Source: the annotation of a GenBank genome assembly